ACGAGGAGGCGGGGCUGAGUGACUGAGUCCGAAGUCGUCUACUUCAGGCGCAGGGCCGGAGACCGGCGAGUGGAGGCUGCCUGCAACGUUCUGUAAGGCUAGUCGGACACCAUGGCGGACAACCGGGAUCCAGCCAGUGACCAGAUGAAGCAUUGGAAGGAGCAGCGGGCCGCGCAGAAACCUGAUAUCCUGACCACCGGCUCUGGGAAUCCGAUAGGAGACAAACUCAAUAUUCUGACAGCAGGGCCCCGAGGGCCCCUUCUUGUUCAGGAUGUGGUUUUCACUGAUGAAAUGGCUCACUUUGACCGGGAGAGAAUUCCUGAGAGAGUUGUGCAUGCCAAAGGAGCAGGGGCUUUUGGCUACUUUGAGGUCACACACGACAUUACCAGAUUCUCGAAGGCGAAGGUGUUUGAGCACGUUGGAAAGAGGACACCCAUUGCAGUUCGUUUCUCCACCGUUGCUGGAGAAUCGGGCUCAGCUGACACAGUUCGUGACCCUCGUGGGUUUGCAGUGAAAUUUUACACAGAGGAUGGUAAUUGGGAUCUCGUUGGAAAUAAUACCCCUAUUUUCUUCAUCAGAGAUGCCAUAUUGUUUCCAUCCUUUAUCCACAGCCAAAAGAGAAACCCUCAGACACACCUGAAGGAUCCGGACAUGGUCUGGGACUUCUGGAGCCUACGUCCUGAGUCUCUGCAUCAGGUUUCCUUCCUGUUCAGCGAUCGAGGGAUUCCAGAUGGACACAGGCACAUGAACGGAUAUGGAUCGCACACUUUCAAGCUGGUUAAUGAGAAGGGAGAGGCGGUUUAUUGCAAAUUCCAUUAUAAGACUGACCAGGGCAUCAAAAACCUUUCCGUUGAAGAUGCAGCAAGACUUUCCCAGGAAGAUCCUGACUAUGGCAUCCGGGACCUUUUUAAUGCCAUUGCCACCGGCAACUAUCCCUCCUGGACUUUUUACAUCCAGGUCAUGACAUUUCAGGAGGCAGAAGCUUUUCCAUUUAAUCCUUUUGAUCUUACCAAGGUUUGGCCUCACAGCGAAUACCCUCUUAUCCCAGUUGGUAAACUGGUCUUAAACCGGAAUCCAGUUAAUUAUUUUGCUGAGGUUGAACAGAUGGCCUUUGACCCGAGCAACAUGCCACCCGGCAUUGAGCCCAGCCCUGACAAGAUGCUGCAGGGCCGCCUAUUUGCCUAUCCUGACACUCACCGCCACCGCCUGGGGCCCAACUAUCUUCAGAUACCUGUGAACUGUCCCUUCCGUGCUAGGGUGGCCAACUACCAGCGUGAUGGCCCCAUGUGCUUUCAGGACAAUCAAGGUGGGGCUCCAAAUUACUACCCCAACAGCUUUAGUGCUCCCGAACAGACGCAUUCGGCCUUGGAACAUUGUACCCGCUAUUCUGGGGACGUGCAGCGCUUCAACAGUGCCAACGAAGAUAAUGUCACCCAGGUGCGGACUUUCUAUUUGAACGUACUGAAUGAGGAGGAGAGGAAACGCCUGUGUGAGAACAUUGCGGGUCAUCUGAAAGACGCACAACUGUUCAUCCAGAAGAAAGCGGUCAAGAACUUCAGUGACGUCCAUCCGGACUAUGGGGCCCGCAUUCAGGCUCUUCUGGACAAAUACAAUGCUGAGAAACCAAAGAAUGCAGUUCACACCUAUGUGCAGGCUGGAUCUCACUUGGCUGCAAGGGAGAAAGCUAACCUGUGAGGGUCGGGGGCCCUGAUCCUGCACCAAGUUGCCGUCUGCCUCUGAAGCAAAACAUGGAAUUCACACACAUACCCAUUCGUCACUGGAUGCAAGAUUCUCCUGUGCUAGACAUGCAAAUGCAAGCUUCUGUCUGUAAAAUGAUAAUCCAGGUUUCUGUAGCAAAUAAUGCAAUAAUGGCUUUGAAUGCUACUUUCCUAGGGGUAAGUGAAGGUUAGGGCUGAACAGUCAUUUAAAGGGAAUGUGUAUUUGCCUUUGACAGUUGAUUAUUCACUUAAAACAACCAGAGUGAAAAUUUCUAGCAGAUAUAUGAUUUUAUUUGAUAAGAAAAAACCUUGGCAAAAUGAAUAUCUUUACAUUAUCAUCUCGUGAACUAUUAUAUAAAAAUAUGGCCAUAAUUAUAUAAGAAGAAAAGAUGAAAAUAAUCCACUCAGAAAUUUUGAUUUUUCCAAGUUCCAUAUAGGAAAAAUAUACCUAAUGCUUUGGGGUCUUUUGAAAAUAACUUCAGUACCAUCAUGACUUAAUGUUUAAUCCUGCUUGGAACUGAUGAGAUUUUUUAAAACUGGGAAUUACAUUUAUGCUAAUACAGCAUUGAUUUUUGCAACAGACUGAUUUGUAAUUGCUUACAUUUUUACAAUAAAAUAAUCUGCACUUAAAAAUA
Sus scrofa (pig) is the source of this 2353-nucleotide messenger RNA. RefSeq names its product catalase (gene CAT). Gene Ontology annotation, cellular component: peroxisome; cytoplasm; mitochondrion. Gene Ontology annotation, molecular function: heme binding; catalase activity. Gene Ontology annotation, biological process: hydrogen peroxide catabolic process; response to hydrogen peroxide. The record is from RefSeq and is marked validated. Lineage: Eukaryota; Metazoa; Chordata; Mammalia; Artiodactyla; Suidae.